Molecule: messenger RNA, 357 nt
Organism: Carica papaya (papaya)
Lineage: Eukaryota; Viridiplantae; Streptophyta; Magnoliopsida; Brassicales; Caricaceae
Source: RefSeq, a predicted model, not a curated record
AUGACUCUACUGCUAAAUCACAAGAACCACCCUCAACAUCUCUCUCCAAACCAUUCAGCCACCAUGUUUGGGCGGCCGGCUAGCCGGAGAGUCGUCCCUUUACGCCGGCGUAAGCUGCCGGCGAUUCGCCUGGGUGGGAAACAGGGAUUUUUCUUGAAGAAGAUGGUGAAGAAGAUGAGAGUUAGAUGGGUGAAAUUGCAGUAUAUGCGUGUGUUAAAGAAGCUGAAAGAAUAUUAUGAGAAGAUGGUUAAGGAUAUCAUCAAAGCAGGAGAAAGUUUAGAAGGUGAUUUCCAGAAGAGGAUUUUUGCAGAGGCAACCUUUGCUCUUCCAGUUAUGGGGGUUUCUUUUCACCUCUAG